Effrenium voratum is the source of this 2344-nucleotide messenger RNA. The record is from the annotation of a GenBank genome assembly. NCBI's taxonomy places the organism in Eukaryota, Dinophyceae, Suessiales, Symbiodiniaceae.
UGUUUCUCGAAUGCCGGCUGCCUCUCCCCAGAGGGGUGCGUGCCAUGCGUGGGCACCAUGAUGCUGAUGCCUGACAGGAAGAGCCAUGGCGUUUGGAGGAAGGCCGGCCAGGGCUUCCAGCCAUUCCGGCAACUCAGCGCCCAAGGCCGCUGGCCGCAUCCGCAGUACCACUUCCAGUCGGCAGGCCCAGAGCAUCCACAGCUCUCAAAGCGUCAGUGCCCAAAGUGCCCAGAGCGGGCGCCCGCGAAGCGCCCGCUCGGGCCAGGCGUCUGGCCCCGGCCAGGCGUCAGGGCCCGGCCCCAGGCCCCGGAUCCCAGGCGGGGAUGGUGCUUCCAGAAGCAGAAGUCCGGAGGUGUCUUUGCUCCCCGUGCAGGAGUUGACAGAAAGCAUCGUGUCCCAGAUCAUGGCACGGCGGAUAGUCCAGGAGUCAGACCUGGAAGAUCUUCGCUUCAAUGUGAUGUCUGUCCUGCAGCCAGCCCUCAGAAAGAGUAGCUUUGAGGAGGUCCACCGGCUCUCUGCAGAACUGCAAGAGGCCCGGACCCGCACAGCUGCUGCUCGGACAGAGAUAUCCCGCUUGAAGUCAGAGGCGCAAAUACUGGAGCUCAAGAGCACAGAGGCUGAGGAGAAAAGCAGGAGAGCAGAGACUCGAGCCGGCAAGGCGGAGGCUCGCCUGAAGUCUGCCUUGCAGGACCCGAUGACGCUGAAAUUUGGCUCCGAGACUGUCGAGGUCCGGCCAACCACAAGGAAGGAGAAGGACACCGUCGGCCCGCUUCCAGAGCGCGGCAGUUUCACUGGCCCUGGGCCGCAGUCGCCCAGGCGUUCCGUUCUCUCUGGUCAGCCAGCGGGCAGUGGGUCACCCGAAGCCAGCGAAGUUGGAGAGGGCGAAGAAGCCAGCCACCGCGCUCAGAGGCUGUUGGAGAAGCAGCGGAAGAAAGAGGAGGCGGAUGCAGCCCGACGAGCAGCUGAAGAACGAAUGAAGGAUCAGAAAAAGAAAAAACAGGAGGAGAAGGGUAACAAGGAGCACCUGACUGCGAUGAAAGAGAUGGGGGAGGAGCUAAAGAAGGCCAAAGCGGCUGCCAAGGAAGCGGAGAUGCUCAGGAUCAAGGGGGAGCAAGCCGAAGCAGCCGCCAAAGUAGCUGAAAAGGCCAAGGCGGCUGCGGAGAAGAGGCUUGCUGGCGCGGAGCAGGAAGCUCGGCAGCUCUACCAGGAGCUUGAGCAGCUGAAGGCAAUCAGACUCAGCACAACGCUGGAAGAGGAGGCUGGUUCCGCGCAAAAGUCUUCAGCAGCUGAGCAGGAGUUACAGCAGCUUCGCAAGGAACUGGAGCAGCUCAAGGCUUCCAAAGCGGCUGGAAGUGCAACUCUGGAAGAGGACCUUCGAAAUUCCGAAGAGGAAGUAAGAAAGCUCCGACAGGAGCUUGAGCAGCUGAAGACAUCGAAGUUGACUGGAAGUGCAACGCUGGAAGAGGAGGCUGGUCCUGCGCAAAAACCUUCAGCACCUGAGCAGGAGAAGGAAAACGUCAAAGCAGCUGAAAAGCUGGCUGAAAGUGAGAAACAGCGAGAGGCUUUGCAACAGGCUCAUGAGCAAGAGAAGCAACGCCUGGAGGCAGAGAAGCAGGCACAGAAGGAGAAGGAGCUGGACAGCGACUUCAAGGCAGCUGAAAAGCUGGCCGACAAUAUGCAGAAGAAGUACUUCGAGGACCUCCAGUCAGCCUGUUGGACACUCUGGCAAAAGGUCCACUCAGAAAUGGUGACAGAAAAGCGACACGCCGCAGCCAAAAAGCAGCAUGACGAAGAAGUUCAACGCAUGAAAAAGGAGGCCGCUGAAAAGGGCGAGCGGGCUUCAGAGCAAGUGGCCGAGAAGAUGUUUCAGGACAAGUGCAAGGAACUCGUGGAGGAGGUCUACGAAGCAUGGCUGGAGGAUCACCGUCAGGAGAUGGCCGAGAAGAAGCGUCAGACCAUGCAACAGGCUCAUGAGCAAGAGAAGCAGCGCCUAGAAGAGGAGAGGCGAGCGGAGGCUGCACGCCUUGAGGAGGAGCGCAAGCAGAAGGAGAAGGCCAGCGGACAUCAGUCAGCUUUGGCCACACGCCGGAUUUGGUAGCAACCUCUUCCACUUCCUUGUGGUUGGCGCGGAAGGCCUCUUGCCUGACACUGGAGAUGAGGUGACAGGGCUGCUCUCCUGAUAACUUGCUCGGUCAGGCAUGCUCAUUUGAGCCAUUGGCUUAUGCAGAAGUACCACGUUGGCAAACAACGCCGAUUCACCAAGCUCAAUGUUGACAUUCCUUGUUUGCAAGCACUCAGCCUAGUGUUGUUUUUCAAAGCUGGGGAUGCUGUUGAGGGAGAGCCC